This is a messenger RNA of Exserohilum turcica Et28A, 2288 nucleotides long. RefSeq lists its product as uncharacterized. NCBI's taxonomy places the organism in Eukaryota, Fungi, Ascomycota, Dothideomycetes, Pleosporales, Pleosporaceae. Gene Ontology annotation, biological process: DNA-templated transcription; positive regulation of transcription from RNA polymerase II promoter by galactose. Gene Ontology annotation, molecular function: RNA polymerase II cis-regulatory region sequence-specific DNA binding; zinc ion binding; DNA-binding transcription factor activity, RNA polymerase II-specific. The record is from RefSeq and is a predicted model, not a curated record. The transcript is spliced from 5 exons. Bases 8 to 2023 code for a protein of 671 amino acids. Gene Ontology annotation, cellular component: nucleus.
GCAACACAUGGACGUCGAAAGAAGGUCCUCGUCCCCCCGGCGCAAGAAGGUCCGCCAGAAAUACGCGCCCAAAGCCUGUGUGCUGUGCAGGCGCUCCAAGCUCAAGUGCUCGGGAGAAAACCCAUGCCAGCGAUGCGUCGACAACGGCAAGCGAUGCUUCUUUUCCGAGGACCAGACGGCUGCCGAGGCCCUGCAGCAUCUCAGUCGCCCGACACCCGCCCUCCAUGCCCAUGGCUCGAGCACCAGUGCCAACGGCAGCACUUCGUCGCGCAGGAACCUAUUGCCACACCAGGACACUACCGCGCGUAGGGAGAGCGAUGCCAGCGCGCGCGGCAUGACCAUGGAGGCGCGCAUGGCCCGCGUCGAGGCCAUGAUGGAGGCUCUGAUGCGCGAUCGCGGCUUGACCAUGACGCCCAUGGGCAGUGUAGAGCGUGACGACGGCGCCAGUGACGGCUUUCGAGGCGAUGCCGCGUUCCCCAUUCCACCCUUGGACCCCAUCAACCCAGCCCUCGCCUUCAUGGGACAGCCGGCGCUCUUCUCCCAAGAGCUCGCCAACUCGGCACAUGCUACAAUGUCCGGUCCCGAAUCCGCUCUUACCGCUGAGCCGCCUCACCUUGUGCAGCUGGGCAACCGCACCAUGGCCUUUCCUAGUCCGCCUAAAUAUCAGCAGUAUCUGCUGUCCUUCUUCACUGACAUACAUUUGUCUCAUCCCUGUGUAGACGAAGCGGAUUUCCGCACUCGCAGCGAACACAUGCUGGCCAAUUCUGUCAUACAGCCGAGUGAACGCCAUUUCCUUGCCCUGAAUUACCUCAUAUUUGCCUGCUGUGAUGUGCAGCUGAAUGUAUCGCCCACGAAUACUCAUAAGCCUGGGUGGCGGUGGUCUGAACUCGCCGAUGAGCUCCUCGACAAGAAGUCGUUACUUGGCGGUAACGGCGACCUGACACUGAUACAGUGCAUGCUUUUCCAGGCGCUGUACUACACGUUUGUCGACAUGCCCGGCCCAGCUUACAGUAGCAUUGGAAUCGCCGGUCGACUUGUCUUUCAAUACUCGCUCCACCAGCAGUCUACUUGGGCCGACAUUACCACCCAACAAGCAUACGAGCGCAUCUGCGUGUUCUGGAACGUCUUCGUAACAGACCGCUUCAUCUCUUUGGCCUGUGGGAGACCGUAUAGCAUCCAUGAAGCUGACAUUCAGGUCGAGUUGCCUGCCGAGCUGUUCAACAGGACAAUGCUUCCCCUACAGCUUGACCUCGAACAUGAUCCAAGAGUCUUCAUCAACCAAUACCUGCAUUACAUGAUACUUUGGGCACGGUACACCGGCUACUCCAUGGAUGGACGAGGCUCCGAUGGCCAUGCGCAAGAGGCCCUCGAUACGCAAAUCACGCAGUUUCUUGACCACGACCUUUCGGGUCUGCGCGUUCCCUAUACACAACCGGACUCUGGCAUCGAGCCGCCAAUCAAAACCUUUCUUUUACAGAAAAAGACCGACUUGGUCCUCUGGGGCUUCCGCUCGGCCAUAGCCUCACUCCAGUACAACGAAAGCCAUGCGGCUCACUUUGGCCAUUUGGCGAUAAGUACGGUCGACCGAAUGUCUGCUUUUGCGCAAGACGUGCGGUGUCCCUUUAGCCUGCGACAUCCCAUGAUCACGUCGUUGUCCAACGCUCUCCUGGUCCUCUGUUCACUCUUGGGACGCGACAGUUCUCCGAAGAAUCAAGCUUGCAUCGACUCUUUUCGCCAUGCCGUAAAUCUGCUCAACGAUCUUGCAUAUAGUCAGCCAUAUGCAAAGCAUGUCCUGGACGAUUUCCAAGCAAUUAUGUCCGUGAUUGAAGGCGUCAUCCAAGGCAAAGACGUUCCCGCAGACGUUGCAGACUUGAUCCCAUACAAGUCCCAGUGUCCUAGUAUCCGUUUGCCGCAGGUGUCUUCGUCAGCCAGCCAGCCUGUCAGUGUCAAAAAGGCGUCUGCGAAAAGCAACGGUCAUGCUUCUUAUACGAACGAGGUCCGUCAUGGUGUUUUGUGGCUCUGACAAAUUGGAAGUCUGGUAUUGGUCACAGCAAAAGUGUGUUUAGUGGGUAGAAAGGGCGUUUUGCGACAAAGAACUCGGAUCUGAUUUGACCUUUUGUACGACAAUCUCGCAUAGAUACCCAUACUUGGUAUAAGCCAAAGGCGUUUGGAGAUGUAAUGUUAAUACUACGACGUUUGUGUACACGACUUUGGGAUACUAUUGCAGUUGGUUGGAUACAAAGUGGGUAGUGCUCGACACACCAGACUGAUGCGGUUAACCGGCCCAA